UGACCAGAGGUCCUGCAAAUUCCCACCGUGGGCCCCAGGGAGUGGGCCCGAGCAGGGAGGCGCCCUCCGGCUCCCUCUCCCCGACUUGAAGAAGCAGAAGAAACUGUACCAGCAAAGGCCGGACCCCCCCAGUGGCGGCUGGAGACCCAGCCCUUGAAACGUCAAUCUUCCCAGGGAGCCCAGGCGGAAACGCUGGUUUAGAUAGAGGCGGGAACUGCUUCGGGCUGAGACAGACAACCGGUGACCUGACUGACGCAAACCCCAAACAACGCUCGACUCGGCAGCAGAGAUACGGCCCGAGUCCUGAGGUCGCCAGGGCUCCCAGCUGACCGCCGAAUAACGCUGAGCUUUCCCGUGGCCCAAGUGCACCCUAGAGGCGAAGCUCGAGUGGGCCCGAGCGCAGGGCGCACGCUCUCUAGGGGCGGUGCCUGAGGCCAGAGGGGCCCGAGCGCCUGAAGCGGGCGGAGCCAGGGCGGACAGGGUAGUGCGGCGCACGCGUGGCGGCGACGGUGGUCGCAAUGGCGCCCCCUCAGCGGGUUCGGGUGUUGCGGUGCUCCUGCUGCCGCCUCUUCCAGGCGCACCAGGUGAAAAAGAGUCUCAAAUGGACAUGCAAAGCUUGUGGAGAGAAGCAGUCAUUUUUGCGGGCUUACGGUGAGGGCUCUGGUGCUGACUGUAGACACCACGUCCAAAAAUUAAAUCUGCUGCAGGGACAGAUUUCAGAGAUGUCACUCAGGUCUCCGGAAGAAUCCAUAAAUGCCGAUGAGGAGGAAAAUGCACGUCCUCGGCAGCCUGCGCCUGCAAGUCUGCAGGAAAAACUCCAGCCCUCAAAGAACCGCUGGCUGAAGUAUCUGGAAAGGGACUCCAAGGAACUGGAGCUGGAAGAAGGAGUGUGUUUCAACAGGCAGCCCUCAUCCAAGAGAGAGAAGCCAGACCCUGCCUUCAGUACAGGCCUGCCUAGAAAAAGGAAACGGAGCCAGAGCACAGUCCAGCCUCCAUGCAGCCCUAAUGUCCAGGACUCCAGAAACUGUGAGGUCACCUUGAAGUCCCUGAAGGACCGUUCCCUUCAUUCUGCAUGGAGUACCGGGUCUUUGUCAGACUGUUCAGCUUGGGACCUGCCCUGGGUUUCUGAGGAACUGUCACCUUCAUUUAUCCAGGACCACACUGGCCUGACAGGGAAGGUCAAAGAAGGAAGCAGUCGUGAGGACUGGGACACCAGGGAGCUCGUCGUUCCUCGGGGGGAACCACCAUGUCCUGCCCAGCAGGUCAGGACCAUGUCUCCUAAGUGGGAACAAUUUCUUCCGCCACUUGGAAACAGCUCAUAUUUGGAAACGGAGCCCCUGACCCCCCUGCAAAGAGGCCCCAGGCCAGCCCGGGCAGCACGGGCUGAGCAGGGGACCCCCAGGACCCAGACCCCAAGGGAAGGAGGCCUCUGCAGGACCCCUGGUGCACUCCAGCCUCCUCAGGCUACACACACUCCCACGCCUGGGCCCAAGAGGCUCUGCGGAAAGACCCCCGAGCAGUCAGGGGGCACAGGCCCUUGGGCAGAGGGUGGGCCCUUGGUCAAAGGGAUGCAGGAGCCUUCUUCACUCGUGCGACUGUGUGACCUCUUUAAAACAGGAGAGGACUUUGAUGAUGAUCUGUGAAUUGAAACUAAUGUGUUACUAAUGUAGACAUAUUUGUUAAGUGAGCCCUUCUCCACUUGAUCUCUGUGCCACCGGAAACAGGGCUCCCCAAGUUGCUUUUAAAUAGUAGGACUAAGGAUGACUUAUGGGAACUACCAAGAACCAACAAUAAACAUGACUAUCAAACAGAUCAUCUCUCAUUGCACCAUCUCUGAUUAAAGUGCUUAUACCAUUUAA
This is a messenger RNA of Eubalaena glacialis (North Atlantic right whale), 1859 nucleotides long. It is a transcript of the gene MRNIP, whose product is annotated as MRN complex interacting protein. Lineage: Eukaryota; Metazoa; Chordata; Mammalia; Artiodactyla; Balaenidae. Gene Ontology annotation, biological process: mitotic G2 DNA damage checkpoint signaling. Gene Ontology annotation, cellular component: nucleus. The coding region runs from base 519 to 1643 and encodes 374 amino acids. The transcript has 8 exons. Gene Ontology annotation, molecular function: chromatin binding. The record is from RefSeq and is a predicted model, not a curated record.